Molecule: messenger RNA, 1476 nt
Organism: Schistosoma turkestanicum
Lineage: Eukaryota; Metazoa; Platyhelminthes; Trematoda; Strigeidida; Schistosomatidae
Source: the annotation of a GenBank genome assembly
CUGAGCUUCGUUACCCACAAGAUUUCCAAGGUCGAACCAAUGGAUGGGAGGCUGUUUUAACCUAUCAGUGACUUACUAGACGCCUUUGUAAUGUAUUUUUCAAGAUUAUCAUGCUUUCGAAAUUUUAUUCACACUUCAAGAAGAUUAAAGCUCCCUAUCCAAGUAAAAAUGCCGUCUCUGUCUCCAACCAUGUCCGAAGGCUCAAUCGUUAACUGGGUGAAGAAUGAAGGAGAGGAGAUAGUCGCUGGAGACGUUCUUUGCGAGGUUCAGACGGACAAAGCUGUUAUUUCGUUUGAGUCCGAGGAGGAUGGUAUACUGGCCAAAAUCUUGGCACCUGGUGGGUCAUCAAAUAUCAAAGUCGGUGAUUUAAUCGCUGUAAUCGCCACUCCAGGAGAGAAUUGGCAGGAGGUUGCUGCUUCUGCACAUUCAUUAUCUCCGCCAAAAACAGCUGGCAGUACGCCAAAUCAAGCGGAGACAAAAGCUAUAACUAAGGAAUCACAGCCAUCUCGCUCCUUAAUAGGACCUGCGGUUCGUCUCCUCCUACAGUUACACGAUAUCAAUGAGUCUCAAAUACGGCCAACGGGACCACACGGUCAGCUGCUUAAAGGAGAUGUUUUGGCUUACGUAGCUAACAAUCAAAUUAAACCUGUUGUAUCUAGUAAAAAAAAACCAGCUAGUGAUAUUUCUGCUACACAAACUGUCUCAUCGACAGCCACUUUCACAGAUAUCAUGUUAUCGGAUACAAGAAAAGUUAUUGCUCAGCGUUUGUCGGAAUCAAAAUUAUCUGUCCCACAUGGAUAUGUUCACGCGACUGCUCAUAUAAGUCGUUUAAAUGAAUUGAGAAGAGAAUUGGAAGUGAAUUCGGGUUUAAAUCUCUCCAUAAAUGAUUUCAUUAUCAAAGCUUGUGCUUUAAGCUUAAGACUUGUUCCAGAUUUAAACGCCAUUUAUGACUCGCAAUCAGAAUCUCCCAUUUAUCGAAGAUCGGUUGAUAUAAAUAUGACGGUACCAACUAGUUCAGGGUUACUUACACCGAUUUUGAAUUCAGCAGAUACACUUAUCGUUUCUGAUAUUUCCAAGUUGUCGCGACAGUUAUUUCAGAAGGCACAAGAUGGUGUACUACAACCACAUGAACUUCAAGGUGGGAGUUUCACGUAAGCGCUUGUUUAGAGCUUAAAUCGUACAUACAUAUGGUGUUUUUUGACGCUUUUUUGUAAAUUGGGAUGUGUAAGUAUUCAAAACCAUACAUGUCGACAUAUAAAGCAAUGUUUCAACCUGCAACGUAGAACUUGGUACAUACGUACAUCAAUUCAAUCUGCUGUGCCACAUAAACACAAAGAGAUCGAAUUGACAACUCAAAUCCCAUAGUGCACCAUUAGAAGUAUUGCAAAAGGUUAGAGAUCAAAGCUGUGAUUCGAAAGACAUCAUAAAGCAAUAUAAACAUAACAUAGAGCAAAUCGAGCCUUCUGUAUCCGUGUU